Molecule: messenger RNA, 1540 nt
Organism: Paraphaeosphaeria sporulosa
Lineage: Eukaryota; Fungi; Ascomycota; Dothideomycetes; Pleosporales; Didymosphaeriaceae
Exons: 1
Coding region: 51-1334 (427 amino acids)
Cellular component (GO): membrane
Molecular function (GO): ABC-type transporter activity
Source: RefSeq, a predicted model, not a curated record
CGCUAAGAACGAGACCAUCUGUAAGCGAAACAAGCUUCCAUUCUCAUUACAUGGAAAGUAAUCGUUCAUCUCCAGUCACAUGGCAAAACCUUACCUACACGAUACCCUACGAAAGGAAUGAGCGCACGCUUCUCCAGGAUGUUCAAGGCUACUUGGAUGUGAUCAGGAACCUUGCUGAUGCAAACUGUGCAGGUGGAAGGACAGUGUACUUUGGAGAACUUGGCCAUGACAACCGCACGCUCCUCGACUAUCUCGAACGAAAUGGAGCCAAGAAGUGUCCACCAAAAGAGAACCCGGCAGAAUACAUGCUUGAAGCGAUCGGUGCGGGCGAUCCGAACUACAAAGGCAAAGACUGGGGCGAUGACUGGGCGUCCUCCUCUGAGAACGAAAGGCUCACCCAGGAAAUCCAAGAGAUCAUCUCAAACCGCCGAAACGCUGCGAAAGACGAGGUGCGCGAUGACAGGAGGUAUGCUAUGCCUCUCACGACGCAGUUGGCCACCGUCAUCCACCGCAACUUCGUGCAGAUAUGGCGCGAUCCUCCCUACGUGAUGGGUCUCACGAUGCUCCAUAUUAUUACUGGUUUGUUCAACGGCUUCAAACUUUGGCAUCUUGGAAACAGCCAGAUUGACAUGCAGUCGCGGCUCUUCUCGACAUUCCUUACACUGACGAUUUCUCCGCCGCUCAUCCAGCAGCUGCAACCUCGCUUCAUACGUAUGCGAUCGAUCUACUCGUCUCGCGAAGGCAACGCAAAGAUCUAUUCGUGGCCGGCAUUCAUGUGGGGAACCAUACUCAGUGAGCUUCCCUACCGAGUAGUCGCUGGCACGAUUUACUGGUGCUGCUGGUACUGGACGACUUGGUUCACACGCGAUACCUACACCUCUGCCAGCGUGUGGCUUUUCAUCAUGGUUUUCGAGGUGUACUAUCUCGGUUUUGGGCAAGCAAUUGCAGCUUUUGCGCCCAACGAAUUGCUCGCCUCGCUCAUGGUGCCGCUGUUCUUCACCUUUAUUGCGGGCUUCUGUGGUGUCGUUGUGCCUUACGCGGCACUGCCAACCUUCUGGCGGCGCUGGAUGUACUGGUUGUCACCUUUCCACUACCUCCUUGAAGGCUUCCUGGCUCUGCUCGUGCGAGGGCAACCUAUUGUAUGCGACAUUGCCGAGUUGGCGAUCUUUCCGCCUCCGCCGGGACAAGACUGUCAAACAUACGCUGGUGGUUUUGCCCAACAAAGUGGUGGAUACGUGCAGACGCAGCCAAAUGGGGAUUGCGGUUACUGCCAGUACGCGACUGGAGACGCCUUUGCUGCGUCGUUCAAUGUAUCCGAGAAGAACAUCUGGUAAGUGGUCCGGAGAGGUCUCCAUCGGCCGGUCAAAGCUAACGGGCAUACAGGCGUGAUUUUGGCAUCAUGUGGAUCUUCAUCUUCAACUUCUUUGUGGUUUUCCUAGGCACGUGGCUCUGCUUGGGCGGUGCGCGCAAGAUCAAGUCGGUGUUUAGUCAAAAGGAUCGAAAGGACAAGAAAGAGGUGAGUGGAAAGCGGAAUAGGGAC